This is a messenger RNA of Dioscorea cayenensis subsp. rotundata (Guinea yam), 1157 nucleotides long. Its product is annotated as EEF1A lysine methyltransferase 4. The record is from RefSeq and is a predicted model, not a curated record. The coding region runs from base 31 to 819 and encodes 262 amino acids. The transcript is spliced from 7 exons. Lineage: Eukaryota; Viridiplantae; Streptophyta; Magnoliopsida; Dioscoreales; Dioscoreaceae.
CAGUUCGCCUGGUUGCCCAAGUGACGAGAGAUGGAGAUGGAGAUGGAGAUGGAAGGCGGCGAGAGAGGCAAGGACAAUGGGGAGGUGGCGCCGAGGACUGUUUCCGAUUAUCUAGAUCCUCACUACUGGAACGAACGUUUCAAAUCGGAGGAGCACUACGAGUGGUUCAAGGAUUACUCUCACUUCCAGCACCUCCUUCGCCGCCACAUCCAUCCCUCCUAUUCCGUUCUUGAGCUUGGUUGUGGGAACUCGCGUCUCUGCGAAGAGCUGUUCAAGGACGGCGUCACCGACAUCACCUGCAUUGAUCUUUCUGAUGUCGCUGUGAACAGGAUGCGCGAGCGCUUGUUGGUUUCUGGAUUACAUGGCGUCAAAGUUCUCCAGGCUGACAUGUUGGAACUACCUUUCAGCAGCCAAAGCUUUGAUCUUGUUAUUGAGAAAGGAACCAUGGAUGUCUUGUUCGUGGACAGUGGUGAUCCAUGGAAUCCCAACCCUGCAACAGUAAGCAAAGUGAUAAAAAUGCUCGAAGGUGUUCACAAGGUUUUGAAACCUCAAGGAACUUUCAUCUCUAUAACAUUUGGACAGCCACAUUUUAGACGCCCACUAUUUGAGUCCCCUGGAUUCACUUGGUCUGUUGAAUGGGACACAUUUGGGGAUGGGUUCCAUUAUUUCUUUUAUUUUUUGAAGAAGGGAAGGAGGUCACCAGAAAGUGAGCCUUGUCAUGAUGAGAAACGUAAUGAGCUUACAAUUAGCAUGUUACAUGAGGAGUUGGAAGAUGAAGAUUACAUUUUUCGGACAGCCAUUGAUGUAAUGGAAAAUUGAAGUUGGAAAGAUCAAAGAAUGGAAACAUGAAUUCAUCUCGUCAAAUUAGAGUUGUGCCAAAGAUUUAGAGUGCCAUAACUUGUGAUUAAUAAAGGCAAGCAUAACCAUCUGUAUUUUAGGACAACACUGUAUAUUUCUUUUUUUCCUGCAAUUUUUCUAUAAUGCUCAGAGGACAGUUAAAAACCAGGGCAUAUGAUUUCUUUCUUUCUUUUGUUUUUUUUUUGUUUUGUUUUUUUGUUUUUGUGAUACCACUUGUUAUUUUAAGAAGCAUUGCCUUCACUCAGACUUUGUGGCAUUAUUGUUAAUUCUCAAUGCAAUUCAAGGUCCAAGUUUGUCAA